UCAAAGAUGUCAGCCUCCAUUGCCACGUUUGUUGACAUUAGUUAGCGUCCUGGAAAAAAGCGCUGUCAUGUGAUACAACGUUAAAAUGGAGAACUCAAAUUGGCGAAAAUUGUUGCAAAAACAAUUCUACGACGUGCUGUCUCAUCGCUAUGGACUGUUAGUGCUGCUUGUUGGAGCGAUUGUUAUUGUAGUAUCAGCAUUUCAUUUUGGAGAGACUGUUGUGGAAUGGAGUACAGAAAAAUAUGCCUCAGUGUUCAAUUCAUUCAGUGACAAUUUAGCUGGAAAAUCGUACAGAGAAAGGUUGUGCUUACCAGUACCCAUAGAUGUUGUAUACACCUGGGUCAAUGGGACAGAUCCUCAACUGAUCCGAAACCUAAAGCGAGUCAAACUGGAAAUGCAAGACCAGCUUAACAUAUCCAGUAUACAUAAGUCUAGUAGCGGUGAGGUAAAAUGCGUGUUCAGUAAUUGUGUCCGCAACAAUAUGGUUGUUCUUAGCCCUGGGUUGUCAGGCAAUGUCACCCUAACCUUGUUGAAGGUCAUGCACCCAGAAUUCCAUAGGGCUAUGGCCUUGACCCAGGUGACCUCGCCCUUGGAUUUGAAUAACUACACAGUUGUGGCAUUCGCUGACAGGGACCAAGCGGCCGACAUCGUCAACCGUACACUACUGAUUAAAUGGCAGAACACAUCAAUUAUCCAGGGAUAUAUUACGUCCGAUGGAAAGAUUCCGAACGCCAUAGAGUUACACGAUCAGAUCCUUAUGUUGGGAUUCCCUCACACACUAACGGUUGAGGAACUUCGGCAGAAACUACCUGAGAAACACAGAAACAGGAUUGAGAAGCUGGAGAUUGACACAGACAAGGGGGUUGCUGUGUUGUAUGCCAAGAGCUCUAAGGAAUGCGCCGACAUUCUCUCAGAGACCAACUUUACUAUUGAGGGCAAGGAGCCUACAUUGAGCCCUGCCCAUUUUGUGUGGGACCUGAGAGAUUUUUCACAUGAUGAAGACAUAUCUGCAAGUCGAUUUGAGGACAAUGAGGAGUUGCGAUACUCGUUAAGAUCACUGGAGAGGUUUGCUCCAUGGGUGCGACACGUGUUCAUCGUAACUAAUGGGCAGCUGCCGUAUUGGCUGAACUUGGAGAACCCUCGCGUUUCAAUAGUGACUCAUGAGGAAAUAUUCGCCAACGAGAGUCAUCUGCCAACCUUCAGCUCUCCUGCUAUUGAGAGCAACCUCCAUCGCAUUCCGGGUCUCUCAGACAAGUUUGUCUACAUGAACGAUGAUGUCAUGUUUGGCAAGGAGGUGUGGCCGGAUGAUUUCUACUCCCACAGCUCUGGUCAAAAGGUAUACCUGACCUGGCCGGUUCCCAACUGUAAUGAGGGCUGCCCCCAGAGCUGGAUACGGGACGGCUACUGUGACAAGGCGUGCAAUGUCUCUGAGUGCGAGUGGGAUGCAGGGGACUGUGACGGUACCAACCCUAAUGCUCAUCACCAGGGAGGUUGGGCAGGGAGCUGGCAUGGAGAUACCCGUGCAACAGGCUAUUGCCAUUCUGGUUGUGCCAAUAACUGGAUAGCUGACAGGUACUGCGAUACAGCCUGCAAUGUACUGGAGUGUGGUUUUGAUGCAGGGGACUGUGGCACCUCCCGCUACUUCAACCUUCAUGGCAUGAUGCUGACUCCAGAUGUGUCCGAAUACACACUGCCUACAGGUUUAGCGUACGGAUACUUCAAUCUUACGAGUCUGUUAGUGAAUAAUUUCACGCUAAAGGGAGCCUUCUAUGAUGACAACAAGGCAGUGCGGACGAUAGCCGUGGCAAAGAAGUUCAGCGUGCUCACCAUUGUCUGCUACAGCAACAUGAGCAGCACCAGAGUGAACUUCAGUCUUGAGCUCCAGAGAGAUAACAGAACCAGUCUGAUGAAUUUUUCAUUAAAUAUUGAUACAAGACCUCAAAAAACUGUUGUUGCUUUGAAUAAAACAAUGGCUGAAGUUGAAACUAAGAAUGUAACCAUAGCAACCAAUAAGACUGAUGUCAAGCCAACGGAAGAAACUAUAUUAUUUCCAGAAAUAUCCAAGGAACAAAUAAGCCCUAAGGUCCUUCCCCCUACAUUUAGCCCAGAUGACCCUGGGGUGGGUAUUUCCCCCAUGCCUGCCAACCUUAGCCUUGUACCAUGGCCGGAUCAUCUACAGGAUCAGUUUGAUAGGCUCACAGCUGAGCUAGAAGGAGGGGAGAUCACCCAGGCUGGAUUUGACAAAAGGAUGAAGGUGCUAUGGAAACAAUACCAGAAAUACCUGCUCUCUUCAGAUGCCAUAUUAGACGAGCAAAAAAGAAAGUUACGUGUCAAGGACCAACAAGAUAAGAAAAAGAAGAUUCAAGAUCCCAAAAAGCCAGCGGUAGGUUUAACACAGAAAACUCCUGCGGGAAUGGUGGAUCCCAGAGACCGCAAGAAAAUGGCCCAGGCAGCGGCUAUGAAGGAGAAACUUAAAAUGAAAAUAAAGGGUUUGGAAAAAGAGAAAAAUGCUGCUGUGGAUGAUGGUAAGUUAGAUGAUCAUAAUGACAAUAUUAUUGAACUUGUUGAAGACAAAAAUGAGAAGGAAAAUCAUCCACACAAAUCCCGGAAUCUUCUGGCAUAUUUCAAUGAAAGUCUAGUGUUUAGGGGCGUAAAUGAGCUGGAAGAUGAUGCCUUUGCGACAGGUUUGGAAACUGUCGACAGUUAUGUGGAAGAUGUUGACAUUCAGCCAGAUACUGUGAGGCUGUUACCAUGGGAGAAGGGAAGCUUAGCUGAUUUACAGCAGCAAUGGGAGAAACAGGAAGCCCAGGCCAGUUAUCAAUACCCAAAUUUCAAGCAGCGACAUCUGAUGGACACGUUCGGAGACUCCCUGCGCCACGUUAACUUUCUCUACAACAAGGCGUUUGGUUACACCGCACGCAAAGUGCCAGGUCACAUGCCACACAUGAUUGACAAGAAUAUAAUGGCAGAGCUGCAGGAAAGAUUUCCCCAUGAGUGGGCAGUGACGUCCUCCCACAAGGUACGCCACUCUAAGGACAUGCAGUUCGCAUUCGCCUACUUCUACUACCUGAUGGGAGUGAAGCAGGUGGUCACAGCAGGAGACGUAUUCCGUGAGAUGGACACAGACAAUUCACUUGUGUUAUCAGAUAGGGAGAUUCGGACACUUGCGACUCGUCUGUAUGACCUACCGUUAGAUCUACAGACCUUGACCAGCUUUGAGUUCCUUUUUGUGAACUGUUCUAGACAUCUCUCCAGCGAGUUAAAGGCCCAGCCAGGGGUCAGCGAGACCGAGAUGUACUACGAAAAAGACAUGCCACAAGUAACUCGUAACCUGUUUGUCCACUGCCCAGAGAUUCAGGCGUUGAUGAAGAACAAAUUUCCACCUCAGAACAAAUAUAAGUACACAGAAGUAGACGAUGCAGAGAUUGCCUUCAAAAUGAUCAAAACCAAUGUGUCCUUAGUAGUUGGCCAGCUGGACGAUAUAAGAAAGCAUCCAAAGAAAUUCAUUUGCCUGAAUGAUAACAUAGAUCACAGGCAAGAUCAGGCCAAGACGGUGAAGGCCAUACUGGCAGACUUCUACGAGUCAUUCUUCCCUGUACAGUCUCAGCUUGAGUUACCCAGAGAGUAUCGCAACAGAUUUACGCAUAUCGAUGAACUAAGAGAAUGGCGGCAGUAUAGGGACUGGUUGAAGUUCUGGACACAUUUAGCAUUGGUGCUGCUAGUUAUAUUCACAGUUGCUUCGUACUUCUCAGAUAAGAUCGAGGCUGCUCAACGUCGGUUGCUACGACGACGAUCUCCAGACAACUCGACCUCAAGUGCUGGCUGUGACACGGGUCAAGGUCACAUGGUUAUCACCGUCUGACGGUGUCUGCUCUGGUUUAUGACACCUGACGUGAUCAUGGUGAUGAUUGCUAUAGUGAUCAUGAUAAUUGUUGCCAUGGUGAUAUAUGAAUCGAACAAAUUCUAAAUUUGAAACAAUACUCAAUGUUAGUUUUAACAUUAUAUGUGCAAUAGAUUUAAUGUUAUAAAAAUAGAACUUAUGUCAGAGCAUUUUAUUUAUAGAUGUUGUAUUUUUUUGCAGAAACUAACAACAGUAACUGUUAAUAAGACAAAGUAAGAAGUAUAAAUAGUAUUCUGAUCAAAAUUGAAGUCUUCCUUUCAUUUAAUUCCUAAUGAUUACUUUAUUUUUCAAUAUGUUAUAUGAUUUGUUCAUUUUCAUUGGUCAGGUGUCGUAAACCAGAGCCAUUCUGUGAUAUUUAUUGCCAUUCUAAGAGUGUGUUUCAUGAAAACCAUACGAUUGAAAAUCCAGACCCAUUGACUACAAGAAAACAUAGCUGUGAUAGCCAUAACCAUGACUGCUCUUUGAUUUCUGUAAUUACUUACACAAGCAUGUUAGGUGUGCGUACUUGACAGUAGAAGCUGUGAUUCAAAACCUUUAAAAAAUUUGAACAUAUUUAUUUUGAGACAUGAUACCCUGUGUUGCCCUAUCACCAUCAUUAACAUGCAGGUUUUAUGGUAAAUAUUGAAGAGUUAUUCCAACAAUAAAAUAGCAAAUGACAUUAAAUUUGGAUUAAGUCGAUUAAAAUCUUUAAAAUUUUCAAUGUUUAGUGAUUUAAACCCCAUUUAUAAAAAAAUGUUUUGUAUUUUAAGGGUCAAAUACCUUGCAUUAUUCUAUGGCAUUAUAUUGUAUUUCAUAUAUAUUUUUUACAUUCCAUUGUCGAAAGUUUGUAAAACCCUCGUUCCUAUAGUGUCAACUUUUUUGUUCAUUUGUGUUCUUUCAUUGAUGUCAUAUUAUAGUUUGCCCUGUUUUGAAAAAAGCAUAAUUCUGUACUUGUUUUCGUUGCUCACUGUUUGUUAGCAAUAGAGACGGUUAUAAAUAUACUUCUACAAAACCUUUCAUUUAUUUACAAAUCUCUUUUUUUCAAAUUUUGAGAAUUAAACGUGCUGUUUGAAACAUUUUGUUCCCAUUAAAUCUGUGUUUUUCUGUUAAUGGGUAGCAAAUUGUGGUCACUGAACAUUACAUAUUGAAUGUUUGGUAAUUUAUCAUUUAAAGAGUUAAGAGGCAUUUUUCUAUUAAAAUAGCAAUAUCAGUUACAAACCAGCAUAAGCAAGUCUGAGUAAAUUAACUAUGAAGAUGCCCCAUGUUGAAAUGAUGGGCUGUUUGGCAACUCAUAUCUGUCACUAAUGUCGUGUUACAGUUGACAUUCCCAAACUACCAGUAUCAACGUGUAGCGUAAUUACGUAUUGUUCAUGGAGAACACACAGUAACAAACAAAGUUCAUUUCUGUUUUCAUCGAGAUUUAUUUCUGUUAAAUAAUUUCUAACACAACGCUUCUAAUGUUCAUGAAGUACAAUUUUACAGCGCGGCGGCCAACAUGGCCGCCCCGUCAAGAAAACGUGACAACUGUCACCGCAGACUUUCAAAUCUAACCGCAGAAUCCUCUUACAACAACCUCACAGCAUUUUUAUUCUGAGGAAAAAUAAACAUAAAAGUUAGACAUGUCUUAUCCCAUUCUUGAUUGGUUAACUGAUACUCUUCCCCCGAUUUACUAAACCCACCCCUUCGAAUAACCCUUGUUGAUUGAAUGGAUCGCUCAUGCAUCUACCACCUGUCACAGCAGAAGAGUGCAAUACACAAUUAUCACUUUGGGAACGGGAUACCUCAUUUCAUUAGCAUACUUGAUCAUACAAACAGAUGUUCUCUAUGGACAACCCACAUUGGUAAUAUGAAACCUAACACUUCUAUAAUCGAUUAUGCAAACCCUGAUACACAUUCGAUACACAUUCAAUCCAAACUUGUAUCCGUAUGUACCUUGGGAAAUUGGAAUUACCCUUAUAUAAUUAUCAUAUCUGAAUUAUGUAUUGGUUUCAAGUAAUGUUGACCUACGAGCCAAAUUGUUAAUCAAGAACUAAGACCAUGUCAACAGAUGUUCCCGAUAAUUGAACUACAUUGGAGAAAUGAAACCAUACUUCCAUAAUCAAUUUUUCAAACUUCAUUACAUGUCCCAUCCAAACUGACACAUGUUAUGUUAAUUCCUAAAUACCCGCAACACACAGCAACAUUACAUACUCAAACAUAUUAUUAAAAUAUUUCCCUAUUAUUAAAUCUAUCUGUACUUAAAUUUCUAUCAUAAGAAUAUACAAUAUGCAUAUACCGUUAUGUCACGCACCAACAUUUACAAACAAUUAUCUUCCAAAAUGUUCAAAUAUCAAUUAUUUUCCUCAUUUGAUUUGUAAAUAUUAAGACUUUCCAUAGGGUUUGUAGCUUGGGAUUGAUGACGCUUUUAAGAUUAUCUGUUUAUAUUCACAGUUUAUUAUCAAAGGGGAUUUAAAAAAAAUUGUGUGGUACCUAUUUGCUAUAGCUAUGUUGAUAUUUAAGGUAAAGUCCGUCAACAUUAACUUGGCACUUAUGAACUCUAAAAGCAUAAAUUAAGCGCUUGGAUUGUUUCCUAUAUUUGCAUUCUUCUUUGUUCUUACAAGUUUUGAAAUACUUUAUUUAAAAUAACAGUGUACUUAAUCAGGUACGACUAUAUCAAUUAAAAUCGCUUCUAGUAUGGAUUUUUUGUAACGGCGCUUUUAUAUGUUAAUGUAUACUGGUCAGUGCCAGGUUAAUAUUGACCAGCUAUAUCAGGAUGCAGGAUCACGUGACUUUGUGGGGUUCCACCUUUUUACUUUAAUUGGUGUAUACACGACGGUGAGUGGUGCUUUAUUUCAAAUAACUUUUAAAAAUUAUUUUUUUAGAAUUUCAACUAGUGCAUAAAAGACAGAGUUUUAUGCUGCUUAUGGCAAUGUGAAAUACAUCUGAAUUACAUUAUUUAAGAAGCCUGUGUUCUUGUUAAAAAAUUCGGUAUCUACUGCAUCCAUUGUACACGGUUAUGUUCAGGCAACACGAAAUUUUGUCAACAAUUUCAGACGUAUUCAAGGAUUUAUUCUUAUACCUUAAGAUAUCGGCACAAACUGCAAGAAAAAAGUUUAUGUAUUUCAAUAACUUGAGAUAUUUGCAAAAAGAAAGUUCUUAACGGUGUGUGAACAUUCUGUCCAGCCCAUGUGUAAAACCCAGGAAAUCGCGUUGAUUCUGCACCCUGAUAUAUUAAGGCGGUAAGCUCUACAAUGGUAACCAAUUGUUAUUUGUGUAAGAUUAUUAUUUUUCUAACUGUGUCAAAUGUGUGUUCUUAAUAACAUAGAAUUUCAUACGAUUACAGCAUGCACACCUGGAAUUUUAUUAUAGGUAACAUUAGUGUAAACUGUUACUGUUUGAAAUACAUCUAAAAAUUAGCGAUGCCACUUUGGAAUUUUUACUUUUUAGAGCUACCAUCUCAUUGUGUUUUGCAAUAUUAUUUGUAUGGGUUUAUUAUGCAUAUUUUAUUUAAUGUAUAUCUGGAACAUGUGUACAUGUAAUGUACCAGAAUGUUUUGCAUUGGCGUAUUUAAUGAGUAUACAUGUUAUUUUAAGUACAUUUCAAGACAUGGGUAUGUUGGCAAUGUUUACAUUCCACAUAAUAAAAUAUGUCAAACAAAAA
This is a messenger RNA of Dreissena polymorpha, 7519 nucleotides long. Its product is annotated as N-acetylglucosamine-1-phosphotransferase subunits alpha/beta-like. Bases 86 to 3862 code for a protein of 1258 amino acids. The record is from RefSeq and is a predicted model, not a curated record. Gene Ontology annotation, molecular function: UDP-N-acetylglucosamine-lysosomal-enzyme N-acetylglucosaminephosphotransferase activity. Gene Ontology annotation, biological process: carbohydrate phosphorylation; N-glycan processing to lysosome. Gene Ontology annotation, cellular component: Golgi apparatus. The transcript is spliced from 28 exons. Lineage: Eukaryota; Metazoa; Mollusca; Bivalvia; Myida; Dreissenidae.